This is a messenger RNA of Racocetra persica, 1220 nucleotides long. The record is from the annotation of a GenBank genome assembly. NCBI's taxonomy places the organism in Eukaryota, Fungi, Glomeromycota, Glomeromycetes, Diversisporales, Gigasporaceae.
CAAAAACUAAAGGUCCUGUGACCGAGUUGAGUUUUACAACUCCUGACAAUCGUGACAAUCGUGAAACAAUGACCAAUCAAAUAGCUUGCCUUAUAUCUUGGGACUUUACGUUUGCUACUACCAACAUGCGUAAGAACUUAAAAGGAAGAAUUCCUUUCGAAUUUAUUUAUUCGGAAGCAGAGUCCAGCUCCGAAGAUGAGCUAAUUGAAAAGCCUAUUCCUUAUUCAAGAGUUUCUCACUCAAGCAAAUUAGUAGAAAGUGACAAGGCGGAUAUAUAUUCUAUAUCAAGUGAAGAGUGUGUGAAUAGCGAUCAAAGCGUGACAUCUGAUUCAUCUGACAACAGUGAAUCACCGCAAAUUGAUUUAGAUCGAGAUUUUGAAGAUUUUCUAGGACAAGAUUUUGAUGAUUUCCAAGACAAUGAUAUCUUUAAGUCAUUACCGAAUGGAUUAAUGAACAAUAAAUUUUCAACAUUAUCCACGAUCUAUGACAAAUCCUAUGAAAAUGAAAAUUUCACACAAAUAGAAAAUUCAGAUCAAUUCUUUUGUAUGAAUCCUGGCUGUCAUGAAGCCUUUGCUUGCGAAGAGGAUCUACGAAAUCAUUUGCUUUCACAAUAUGAUCCUGUAAUGAAUCGAAAUGUGAUACCUCAGCAACAAUCGGAGGAGAACACGGAUCCGAAACGACAAUACCGUUCCAACAUGGCGAAUAUAGACGCGAAUGAAUUAGAUUCAUAUAAAAGGCUGGAGAACAGUAAAUAUAAAAGACAUGAUAGAAAGAAUGAUUCCUACAAUAGACAACAAAGUAAAAUAAAUUUUUCGGCGAAAAAUAACCAUAGAAAUAACCUAAAUAUCACGCAACCAUUUAUUUGUGAUGAAGAAUUUUUCACUUCGGGAAGUUAUUCAAAUGGAUACAAUGUCCGCAAUCAUUCAAAGUCUUCACAGGAUGAUGAUAAUAGGCACUUAAUUUUUGAAGGGCAGAAAUACGAACAUGAUUUCUCAUCUAAGAAUGUUUUAAGAAUCUAUUUAAAUCGUUUUCAACCAACUAUAUAUGAUGAACAAAGGUGUGAAAAUGAGGAAUUUACCACUAGACACCUAAAUAGUUUCGAUUUAACACGUCAUAUACAUGAAGAAAACGGAUGUGGACGAAAGUUUAGAGCUAAAAAGGAAUUGAAGAAUCAAUAUUCACCUUAUCAAGAAUCAUUCACAUAUUCGCAAGGUCUAUAA